GCGUUUUCCAUGUGCGCUGGAGUAAUCAGAGAGAAGUGGAUAAUAGUUGUUAGAGCUCUCUCUCUCCCUCUCUCCUGCCAUGCUGGGCCAGAUAGGCUCAACCAGACGUGUAUCUACCCAUAUCCGGGUUAGAGAGGAAAAGAAAAAAGUUUCAUUUAAACCUGAACAACAACAACAAAAAACUUUCAACAUGAAAUCACACAGCAGGAACAGGCAAAGACCGUAAGGCAUUCUUACAAUUUCUAAUCUCCAUCAAGGACUUGGGGAGGGGAAUUUUGGAUCAUUUCUUUUUUUAUUUCGCGCGUGUGAGUAUGGAGUGAUCAGAAGGCCUUUUUAUUUCUUCACCUACAUCCAGUGGCUCCGCACCGCGGGGCUGUUUUUCGGGGUGGGAGCGUUGCCUUUUGCCCCUUUUGUAGCCAGGGGGAGGUCGAUUGAUUCUCUCUCUCCCCCGCCUCCCCCCCCCCCCCGGCAAUGUUGCAAUGAUCAUGGCCGCGCAAGUCGCAGCGGCUCCGGCGGGUGCGAACAAGAACAAAAACCCGAGUUUGCCGGGCAACUUAAGCCAGGAUCUCAACUCCGGGGGUCCGGUUGCUGGGACCGGAGGAGCUGCUGGACCGGGGUUUGGAGAUGGGACUAGCAACAUCGGCUUGAAUAAUGUAGAUCACCGUCUCCACCACCAUAAUGAACUGAACAUGGCCAAUAAUACAACUUCUGCUGCUGCUGCCGCCGCCACCACCGGUAAUAACAACAACAGCGCGAGCAGCGGCGGCUGCUCCUCAGAAUCGGUCCUGAAAGAAGCUGGAAGCUCCUCGGGCUUGUCUUCUUCCUCGUCUUCUUCUACCCCGACUAUGGAGACGGGGCUGCUCCCCAACCACAAGUUGAAAAGCGUCGGAGGCGAUCACCCUGCCGGCGCGCCUGCCCACCACCCCCAUGCCCAGCACCCGCACCCAGCUCACCUCCAUGCCCAGCUCCCCCAUGCUCACCACCACCACCACCACCACCACCACCACCACACACUUCAACCACCACAGCAACAACAGCUAAAUCAAUUCCAGCCACAGUCGCCGCCUCAGCACCAUCCGAUGCAGAAUAACAACACCGGCGGCGGCGGCGGCGGCAGCAGCAGCAGCAACGGCGGUGGCGGCGCUGCUCAGCCCAGCAGCGCAGACAUGGAGCAGCAGCAACAACAUGGAGGGAAGGACGGCGGCUUGGGGGGACAGGCCGAGCCCCAGAGCCAGCCGCGGACCCUGCUGAAUAAAGGCGGGGACCAGGAAGAGGCGACGACGACGCCCGACAAAAUGGGCGAGCAGCACCUCGGCAGCCGCUACGAUCACUCCGGCUUGGGACCUUUGGGCGGGCAGCAGCCGCAGCCGCCGCCACCUCCGGGAGCGGGCAGCAGAGGCGGAGGCGGCGGCGGCCCCUCCGCGGUGGGUGUCUCGGAGUUUAAUAGCUAUUACGGUAACGCUGGCAGCAUCGGCGGAGGCGCCUCCUCGGCGAGCCGGGCCGGGCCUUGCUUUGAUCAACAUGGCGGACAACAAAGCCCCGGGAUGGGGCUAAUGCACCCCGCGGCGGCCCCCAGCAGCAUGGACCCCCUGUCCAACUCUCACGAGGGCUAUGCCAACAGCCAGUACAACCACUACCCCAGCACUUACGGCCGGCCUGGCAGCGGCGGCAGCGCGGGAGGAGGAGGAGGAGCGGGAGUCGUGGCGGCGGCUGCAGCAGCAGCAGCUGCAGCAGCGGGAGUAGGAGGUGGUGGCGGCUAUGGGGGCUCGCCUUCUGGCUUCGGGCUUCUGAGUUCCCCCCGGCAGCAGCAGCAGAGCAUGAUGCUGGGCCCCGGCGGAGGGGCCAGCCUGAGCAAGGCGUCCGGGGCUGCAGGCUUCCAAAGGUUCUCCGGGCAAACCCAACACCCGUCUGGGGCCACCCCAACCUUGAACCAGCUGCUCACGUCCCCCAGCCCCAUGAUGAGGAACUAUGGCACCGGCUACUCCGAUUAUAGCAACCCUGGUGCUGCCCCGGCACAGCAGCAGGCUCAGGGAGUAGCUGCGGCAGCCGUCCCGGGAAGCCAGCAGGCAGCAAUGGGCAUGGGAAAGGACAUGGGUGCCCAAUAUGGAGCUGCGAACCCAGCCUGGGUAGCAGCAGCAGCACAACAAAGAAAUCAUCCGGCUCUGAGCCCUGGGAACACUGGACAGACCAUCAUCAGGAGCCAGGGCAACCCAAUGGAUUCAAUGGUGAUGAAGAGACCUCAGUUGUAUGCAGUGGGCAACAGCCCACAUACCCAGACGCAACCAAGCAGUCCAUACCCUGGGCAAUCAUAUGGACCUCCAGGACCACAACGUUAUCCAAUGAAUAUGCAGACCCGGACUCCAGGUUCCAUAGGAGGAAUACAGUAUCCACAGCAACAGAUACCACCUCAAUAUGGUCAACAAGGUGUAAGCGGUUACUGCCAACCGGGCCAACAGCCAUAUUAUAACCAGCAACCACAACCUCAGCAUCUGCCUCCACAGGCCCAAUAUCUGUCACAGGCCCAACAGAGGUACCAGACGCAGCAGGAUAUGUCUCAGGAAGGCUAUGGAACCAGAUCCCAACCACCCCUUUCCCAAGGCAAGCCUAACCACGAAGAACUGAACCUAAUACAACAAGAGAGACCAUCAAACUUACCAGUUGAAGUCUUGGCCUCGGAGGAUGCUUCAUUUGGACUCAAGGAUUUACCUUGCUCCAUUGAUGACCUGCCUACAGGAACAGAAGCAACACUGAGUUCAGCAGUUAGUGCAUCAGGUUCUACAAGCAGCCAAGGAGAACAGAGCAACCCAGCACAGUCACCUUUCUCCCCUCAUGCCUCCCCACAUCUGUCCAGCAUCCCUGGGGGCCCAUCCCCUUCCCCCGUGGGCUCUCCUGUUGGAAGCAAUCAGUCAAGAUCUGGUCCCAUUUCUCCUGCAAGUAUCCCAGGUAAUCAGAUGCCAUCCCAGGCUCCUGGAAGUCAACCAGAAUCCAGCUCCCAUCCUGCCUUAAGCCAGUCACCAAUGCCACAGGAGAGAGGUUUUUUGUCAGGCGUGCAGAGAAACCCACCAUUAUCUCAGUAUCCACCUCAGCCAACUGGACCUUCCAUGUCACCACAUCCUUCCCCGGGAGGCCAAAUGCAUUCUGGAAUUAGUGGCUUUCCACAGAGUAAUUCAAGUAAUACUUAUGGAACUCAGAUAAACCAGUAUGGGCCACAAGGAAACUACUCCAGGCAGCCAACGUACUCUGGAGUGAACAACACAAGUUACAGUGGCCCAGGACCUGGCAUGGGUAUAAAUGCCAACAACCAAAUGCAUGGACAGGGGCCAGGUCAGCCUUGUGGUACCAUGCCCCUGGGAAGAAUACCAUCAGCUGGGAUACAGAGCAGACCGUUUCCUGGAAAUAUGAGCAGUAUGACCCCCAGUUCGCCAGGCAUAUCUCAGCAGGGAGGCCCAGGGAUGGGCCCACCCAUGCCAACUGUGAACCGUAAGGCACAGGAGGCAGCUGCAGCAGUGAUGCAGGCUGCUGCAAACUCCGCCCAGAGCAGGCAAGGCAGCUUUCCUGUCAUGAAUCAAAGUGGCAUCAUGGGAUCCAGUUCCCCCUACAGCCAGCCAAUGAACAACAACUCCAGCCUGAUGAACCCUCAAGCUCCUCCUUACAGCAUGGCAGCUAGCAUGGUGAACAGUUCCACAGCACCUAUGGGUCUUGCAGAUAUGAUCACCCCAGGCGAGUCCAGACUACCCAUAUCUCUCAAACCAGAUGGAAAAGAAGAAGGGCCUCCUCAGCCGGAGAGCAAAAAGGAUAGCUACAGCUCUCAGGGUAUUUCUCAGCCCCCAACCCCAGGCAACCUGCCAGUCCCUUCCCCAAUGUCCCCAAGUUCUGCUAGCAUCUCCUCAUUUCAUGGAGAUGAAAGUGAUAGCCUUGGCAGCCCAGGCUGGCCAAAGACUCCAUCAAGCCCUAAGUCAAGUUGCUCUACCACAACCGGAGCUAAGAUGACUGAGCUGGGCAAUUAGGCAGAGCGUCCGUGCUGGUUGAAUUGCUAUCUGAACUUCAUGGCCGGAAGGAGGACCUUCGAAACCAGCCUACCCGCUGUAGGCAAAAAACCACUAGAUCUUUUCAGACUUUAUGUUUGUGUUAAAGAGAUUGGAGGUUUAGCCCAGGUUAAUAAAAAUAAGAAGUGGCGUGAGCUGGCAACUAACCUAAAUGUAGGCACUUCAAGCAGCGCAGCCAGUUCCCUGAAAAAACAAUAUAUUCAGUACCUGUUUGCUUUUGAAUGCAAGAUUGAACGAGGGGAGGAGCCGCCUCCCGAAGUCUUCAGCACUGGAGAUACCAAGAAACAACCUAAGAUUCAGCCGCCAUCUCCUGCUAACUCGGGUUCUCUUCAAGGUCCGCAGACCCCUCAAUCUACUAGUAGCAAUUCCAUGUCAGAAGUGCCAGGCGAUCUCAAGCCUCCAACACCAGCAUCUACACCUCAUGGACAGAUGACACCUAUUCAGGGCAGCAGGAAUAGUUCCAUUAGUGUACAUGAUCCUUUUUCAGAUGUAAGUGAUUCAGCAUUUCCAAAGCGAAACUCCAUGACCCCAAAUGCGCCCUAUCAGCAGGCAAUGAAUAUGCCAGAUAUGAUGGGAAGAAUGCCCUAUGAACCGAACAAGGACCCUUUUGGUGGGAUGAGAAAAGUGCCUGCAAAUAGUGAACCCUUCAUGACCUCUGGACAAAUGCCCAACAGUGGAAUGCAAGACAUGUAUAAUCAGACUCCAUCUGGAGCAAUGUCCAACAUGGGCAUUGGCCAACGCCAGCAGUUCCCCUAUGGAAGUGGUUAUGACCGGAGGCAUGAACCAUAUGGACAGCAGUAUCCAGCACAAGCACCUCCUUCAGGACAGCCACCUUAUGGAGGACACCAAGCUGGAUUGUAUCAUCAACAGCAGAAUUACAAACGUCAUAUGGAUGGCAUGUACGGGCCUCCCACAAAACGCCAUGAAGGAGAUAUGUUUAACAUGCAGUACAGCAACCAACAGCAAGAUAUGUUUAACCAGUACAGUGGCGCUUAUUCUGGACCAGACAGGAGGCCAAUACAGGGUCAAUAUCCAUAUCCUUAUAACAGAGAGAGGAUGCAGGGUCCAGGACAAAUGCAACAGCAUGGAAUACCUCCUCAAAUGAUGGGUGGCCCUAUGCAGUCAUCAGCCUCCAGUGAAGGACCCCAGCAGAACAUGUGGCCCACAAGAAAUGAUAUGCCUUACCCAUAUCAAAAUAGGCAAGGCCCUGGUGGCCCUGCACAGGCCCCACCUUAUCCAGGGAUGAACCGCACUGAAGAUAUGAUGGUACCUGACCAGAGGGUAAACCAUGAAAACCAGUGGCCUUCUCACAUCAACCAGCGCCAGCCUUCUUACAUGUCAUCCUCCGCUUCCAUGCAACCAAUCACUCGACCUCAGUCAUCCUACCAGACACCAUCAUCAAUGUCAAAUCACAUAUCUCGGGCUCCAAGUCCUGCAUCUUUCCCCCGCUCUUUGGAAAACCGUAUGUCUCCUAGUAAAUCCCCUUUCCUGCCCUCCAUGAAGAUGCCAAAAGGUAUGCCCACUGUUCCAGUUUCACAGGUCACAGGUCAUCCAACUCAGCCAUCAUCAAACAGACGAGAAAUAACUUUCCCUCCAGGCUCUGUAGAAGCAUCCCAGCCAGUCUUGAAACCAAGACGAAAGAUUACCUCAAAAGACAUUGUAACUCCUGAGGCUUGGAGAGUGAUGAUGUCUCUUAAAUCGGGCCUUCUUGCUGAAAGUACUUGGGCUUUAGACACUAUUAAUAUCCUCCUCUAUGAUGACAGUACUGUGGCUACUUUCAACCUUUCUCAGUUAUCUGGCUUUCUUGAACUUUUGGUGGAAUAUUUUAGAAAAUGCCUGAUCGAUAUUUUUGGGAUCCUUAUGGAAUAUGAAGUGGGGCAUCCAGGAUCAAAAGUGCUAGAUCAUAAUUCAGACGCCAGAAAAGAAGAGAACGACGAUGAAUGUAGUGCUUAUUUUGAUGAAUUGGAGGAAGAGGAGGAGGAGGAGGAGGAAGAAGAAGAGGAAAAUGAGAAAACUGAAGAAGAAAAAAGCACUGUUCUUGCUCUCUCAGAUGCCAUUGCUGAGCCAACUGAGAGGCCAAAACAAGCCAGUAAAUUUGACAAGCUGCCUAUAAAAAUUGUAAAAAAAAAUAAUCUUUUUGUUAUUGACAGAUCUGACAGACUUGGACGUGUUCAGGAAUUCAACAGUGGACUUCUCCACUGGCAGCUUGGUGGGGGUGAUACAACAGAGCACAUCCAGACCCAUUUUGAGAGUAAGAUGGAGAUCCCCCCUCGCAGGAGACCGCCUCCUCCAUCAAGCUAUUUAAUUAAAAAGAAGAAUGGGGAGGGAAAAGGAGAAUCUGAAGAACAGCAAGACAAAAGCAUAUCAGCCACCAUUGAUGAUGUCUUGUCGGCUCGUCCAGGAGCAUUGUCUGAAGACUCAGACUCAGCUUCCCAGACAGAUAGCAGUAAAUUUCCAUUUGGGAUCCAUCAGGCCAAAAGUCAUAGGAAUAUCAAGCUGCUAGAGGAUGAGCCAAGGAGUCGAGAUGAAACUCCACUAUGCACUAUAACGCAUUGGCAGGACUCUCUGGCCAAGCGAUGCAUCUGUGUGUCAAAUAUUGUCCGCAGCUUAUCUUUUGUGCCAGGCAAUGAUGCCGAAAUGUCAAAACAUCCAGGCUUGGUGCUGAUCUUGGGAAAGUUGAUCCUUCUCCAUCAUGAACACCCAGAAAGAAAGCGUGCACCACAGACGUAUGAAAAAGAGGAAGAGGCGGACAAAGGGGUAGCCUGCAGCAAAGAUGAGUGGUGGUGGGAUUGCCUUGAAGUCUUGAGGGACAAUACAUUGGUCACAUUAGCCAACAUUUCUGGGCAGCUAGACUUAUCUGCUUACACAGAAAGCAUCUGUUUGCCAAUUUUGGAUGGCUUACUGCACUGGAUGGUGUGCCCAUCUGCAGAGGCACAGGAUCCUUUUCCAACUGUGGGGCCCAAUUCAGUCCUGUCGCCUCAAAGACUUGUACUGGAAACCCUGUGUAAACUCAGUAUCCAAGACAAUAAUGUGGAUCUUAUCUUGGCCACUCCCCCAUUCAGUCGUCAGGAGAAACUCUAUGCUACUUUAGUUAGGUACGUUGGGGACCGCAAAAAUCCAGUCUGCCGAGAAAUGUCCAUGGCACUCUUAUCAAACCUUGCCCGGGGGGAUACAUUAGCAGCAAGGGCAAUAGCUGUGCAAAAGGGAAGCAUUGGAAACUUAAUAAGCUUUCUUGAGGAUGGGGUCACUAUGGCCCAGUACCAGCAGAGCCAGCAUAACCUCAUGCACAUGCAACCCCCACCUCUGGAGCCACCAAGUGUGGACAUGAUGUGCAGGGCAGCCAAGGCUUUGCUGGCCAUGGCUCGAGUGGAGGAGAACCGCUCAGAGUUCCUGUUACAUGAGGGCCGUUUGCUGGAUAUCUCCAUAUCUGCUGUUCUGAACUCUCUGGUUGCAUCUGUCAUCUGUGAUGUACUUUUUCAGAUUGGACAAUUAUGACAUAAGUGAGAAGCCAAGCAUGUGUGAGUGGAGAUUAGAGGGUCACAUAUAACUGGCUGUUUUCCGUACUUGUUUAUCCAGUGUAGGAAGAAGGGAAAAAGAAUAUUUGCUCCUCUGCCCCAUUCACUAUUAUCAAUUGGAAAUUAAAAGAAAUUAUUAAUUUGAACAGUUAUAAAAUUAAUAUUUGCUGUCUAUUUGUAUAAGUACAUCUUUUAUUUUAUUUUUUUAACCAAAGUUGCUGUCUAGUACAUUCAAAGGUCACAGUUUUUCCUACAGAUAUCCUUUUCAGUGUUAUUUUUUCCAUAUUGUAUCACUUUUUUGGGGGGGAGGGGAAGCAAACUAGAGAAAUUGGGGAGGUAAAAUAUUGCAAAACACAAUUGGUGAGGAAAGAAUAGUUUCGCUACACUGAAGAGCAAAAGUGGGAAAAAUGUACCAAGUUACUGUGUGUUUCAUUUUUCAAGAACAAAAGAAAACCCAGCCACCCUUUUCACCGUUGCCCAAAGCGUUCUGUGCAAUAGAAGAAUGUUAGUGAUGUAGGUGUAGCGGAUCAAGGAAAGGGGUGGGUCCAUAGACUGCAUGGGAAAUUACCUUGGGUUUCUCCACAGGAGAAUGGUUACAUUAGGGUAGGAGCAAAACAAGUUCUUUAGGAAGUUUGCAACACAAACCUGAAGAUGAUCAACAUAAAUUGCUUCCUCAUCAGAACUGUCUCAUCAGUAUCUAUUGUUAGACCUUCCAUAAUGCAGUUCUUCACAAUUCCUUUGAAUCAUUUUUUAAAUAUUUUUUAUUGCCUAAGGGCCGUGAUGUAUAUAGAAGUUGUACAUUAAACAUACCCUCAUCUCUGUUUUUAUAUAAAUACAAGGAUUUAAUUCUUUUUUCAUAAUGUGGUAACUACAAAGUGAUGGUAGAAUUAAUUUUAUUAUUAUUAUUAUUAUUUUUGUUUGGGCCAUCUCUCCAAAAAUAAUUAAAAAUCACCACCACCACGAGGGUAAUGUACAAGUUUCUGUAUGUAUAAAGUCAUGCUCUAUUUCGGGAGAGCAAUUGCUCACAACUUGCUUUAUAAAUCAAGAUGUGGAAAUGGUUACGAAUGGAUUGAUUUAAUAAAACAGUUACCUGUCUACAGACAAAAAAAUUGCAUAUACAGGAAAAAAGGAAGAAAUACAACUUCAAAGAUUUUUCAGUGAGAAGAAUCCACAUUUGUAUUUCAAAAUAAUGUAGUUUAAAAAAAGAAAAAACUUGAUGUAAAUUCCUCCUUUUCCUCUGGCUUAAUGAAUAUCAUUUAUUCAAUAUAAAAUCUUUAUAUGUUCCACAUGUUAAAAAUAAAUGUACAUUAAAUCUUGUUAAGCACUGUGA
This is a messenger RNA of Sphaerodactylus townsendi, 8891 nucleotides long. RefSeq names its product AT-rich interaction domain 1B (gene ARID1B). Gene Ontology annotation, cellular component: brahma complex; nucleoplasm; SWI/SNF complex. The record is from RefSeq and is a predicted model, not a curated record. Gene Ontology annotation, biological process: positive regulation of DNA-templated transcription; regulation of transcription by RNA polymerase II; chromatin remodeling. NCBI's taxonomy places the organism in Eukaryota, Metazoa, Chordata, Lepidosauria, Squamata, Sphaerodactylidae. Gene Ontology annotation, molecular function: nucleosome binding; DNA binding.